AUGUCUCUAUCUCGGUCUGUUCUUAUCUAUCUAUCUAUCUAUCUAUCUAUCUAUCUAUCUAUCUAUCUAUCUGUCUCUGUCCAUAUCUAUCUAUCUAUCUAUCUAUCUAUCUAUCUAUCUAUCUCAGUCUGUUCAUAUCUAUCUGUCUCUGUUCAUAUCUAUCUAUCUAUCUAUCUAUCUAUCUAUCUAUCUAUCUAUCUCAGUCUGUUCAUAUCUAUCUGUCUAUCUAAUUCUUCUGUUCAUAUCUAUCUGUCUCUGUUCAUAUCUAUCUAUCUAUCUAUCUAUCUAUCUAUCUAUCUAUCUAUCUUAGUCUGUUCAUAUCUAUCUGUCUCUGUUCAUAUCUAUCUAUCUAUCUAUCUAUCUAUCUAUCUCAGUCUGUUCAUAUCUGUCUCUGUUCAUAUCUGUCUCUGUUCAUAUCUAUCUAUCUAUCUAUCUAUCUAUCUAUCUAUCUAUCUAUCUAAUUCUGUUUCUAUCUAUCUAUCUAUCUAUCUAUCUAUCUAUCUAUCUAUCUAUCCUAGCGUCAUAUUUCAUGCCUGUUUUGUAAAUAUAAUUUCUUACUUUUUCUUUACGUUUUUCCUUUCUACCUCUUUUCAUUUUUCUUCUUCCUCUUUUUUUUAUAUUUCCUUUUGUUUCUUUCAGUUUCUUUUUUUCUUUAAAUCAGCCUCUCUCUUUUUUUUUUUUCAUUUUUUUUUAACUUUCAUCAACUUCCUUUAUUUCUUUCUUAUUUUCUCUCUGUUUCUUUAUCUUUUCUUUCUGGACUCCUUGGUGCACAGCAAUGGUUCUCAAAAGGUGCACCUGCGCCCAAUGGUAUGCUCUGAAAUGUACCCUAGCAUUCCAGAGAAAUAUAUGCCCAGAUAUAAUAAAUAA
Acanthosepion pharaonis is the source of this 867-nucleotide messenger RNA. NCBI's taxonomy places the organism in Eukaryota, Metazoa, Mollusca, Cephalopoda, Sepiida, Sepiidae. The record is from the annotation of a GenBank genome assembly.